CGGUAUUUCAACACAGCAAGUCACCAUACUGAUCGAAACCACCACAGGUUACACACUUUUCUGUGCUCAUUAAAAACCGAGGAAAGCUACUACACACUAUAAACCACACCACAGGACCAGACCCAUAUUCGUCGCGCUGUGAAUUGUGGGAGUACACAGUAGUUUCAAGAUGGCGGCGAGCAGGAGGCUGGCCAAGGAACUUGACGAGAUUCGCAAGGCUGGAAUGAAAAACUUCAGAAACAUUCAAGUUGAGGAAUCAAACCUAUUGUCAUGGCAAGGGCUCAUUGUUCCUGACAACCCUCCUUAUGACAAGGGUGCGUUCAGGAUUGAAAUCAUUUUUCCCACUGAGUACCCUUUCAAACCUCCCAAGAUCACAUUCAAGACAAAGAUCUAUCAUCCCAACAUUGAUGAGAAGGGUCAGGUGUGCUUGCCUGUCAUCAGUGCAGAAAACUGGAAGCCUGCCACCAGAACUGACCAAGUAAUUCAGUCCCUCAUUGCGCUGGUGAACGACCCCCAGCCGGAGCACCCCCUACGGGCAGACCUAGCAGAAGAAUACUCAAAGGACCGUAAAAAAUUCUUGAAGAACGCUGAAGAGUUUACAAAGAAACACGGUGAAAAGCGACCAAUGGACUGAUCACCUGAAGAGCGAGUAGCCCUCUGUGUCUCUCUCUCUCUCUCUCCCCUCUCCCCCUCUUUAUCUCACCUGCCCGACCAAAUACUGAUUCUCCCCGCAACCCCCACCUCCCCCCAAAAUCCCUGUCCUGCUGUCCCCCCUCCCAUCCCCUCUUCUCCUUUGCUCACUGUUAAACCCUCAGUCCCCGUUCCCCCGACCCCCACCCUCACAUGGUCCCCCACCCAGCUGAAGCCAGAACCAGGCAGCAGUUGCGUCACCCCCCCACCCCCCCACCCCCUUUCAACAAAACCAGGACUCAGUGCGGAUCAGACAGCCUCCUCCCCUUCCUGCGCUCAUCCUCCUCCUCCUUUCACCCCCCCAACCCUCCACCCCCUUUACUAACUGUCUCUGCUUUUCAAAAACCCCUAAAGUGAUAAAGUUAAGGGAACACCACGUCCAGGUGACAUGUAAAGGCGGAGGCAGAGAAAUGUUUUCAAUUUACUGUUGGAUUUUUCUCAAUAUAAACAAUACUUGUGUUGAUUAGAUCUCACUUAGACAUCAUUUUUUUUCUGAGCUAUUUUACUUUUCACUGAGCAGGAAAAACUUUCGUUCGCCCCAUUAUCAACACUCUAUGUUAAAAACCCCCACCCCGAUUGAAAGUUGAGGGGCUUUAGCUCAAACCUAGGGCUGUGUUGCUAACUCCAGCGUGUCCACUCCAGGUCGAUUUGCGCUGUGCUCUGUGGAAACGCCGCCUGCCCGUGUACCAUCGUAGUCAAAGUGGAACAGCUGUGGUAUCUUGUAGCUGCAGAUGUGUGACACGUUUCCUUAAAUGAGUUUCACUAUGACUCUGAUCGGCAGCGCCGGUGUCACUUCCAUCCCACCGAGCAGAUGCAAACAGGCAGAACUCACGCAAAUUCCACAGUUAAUUUUUGUAAACGUCGCCGAAGGAUUUGAUUUGUUAACACUCCAAACAGUGAAUUAUGAGCAGGCCCUCAAAGCUGAACCCAACAGCGAUGUUCCACAUUUUUCCCUGACAUAAUCAUAACAGCAUGACAAAUCACUAAAGUGAUUUUUUUUUUUUUUUCCUUAAUAAUUUGUCUUCUCCAUUUUAAGUGAGUUGGAGUGGCAUAAAAAUUGGCUAAACGGCAGAUCCUGUUGGUCUAUCUGAACCUUUAGAUGCAUGUCAGUGGCCUCACAACAGGAACCCCCCCCACACACACACACACACACACCAGUAGAAUUCCAUCUAUCAUAUUAGACAGAACCCCUUACCACACUGAGACAUAGUCUAGUGGCAGAUCACCCAUCAGCUGCUCACCUGAAAGGGACCUAACUUCGCCAGGAGGGGGGAAGGAGAGCGUGUGGAAGGAGAAACGAAGCUGGAAACUAAGCGCAGCUCCUGGAGGCGGUCCUAAGAACCAAGCAUCUUCAGGGCAGCUGGGAGAGGGCUGGCUGUCCCGGAUGUAUCAGGACAUGGAAAAGGACUGGAGUGGCCAAAAAACCACCAUGUUAACAGCUGUUUGAUCUGGUCCCAAUAUUGUUUCAUAAUAAAGAUGGCUAACCAUUUGGCCUCACCGUG
Molecule: messenger RNA, 2192 nt
Organism: Sphaeramia orbicularis (orbiculate cardinalfish)
Lineage: Eukaryota; Metazoa; Chordata; Actinopteri; Kurtiformes; Apogonidae
Gene: ube2l3b
Product: ubiquitin-conjugating enzyme E2L 3b
Exons: 5
Coding region: 170-634 (154 amino acids)
Source: RefSeq, a predicted model, not a curated record